UCCCAAAAUUCCCCGCCAUUUCUUGCCAAAUCCAAUUACACCAGCGAAUCCAACGGCGGAUCACACCGCCACCAACACCCACCUCCAAACCCAAACCCUAGCCAUGGCUACCGCCGCCGCCGCCGACGAGCCCACCGUGGUAGUGGAGGAGCCGCUCGGAAAGGAGGACGAGCGGAUCGACGAGCCCGCCGAGGCAAUGGAGCAGAUCGCGGAGGAGUGGGAGGAGACCGGGGAGCCCGCAGAGACAAUUGGGCAGAUCGAGAAAGAGCAGGUGGAGGCCGCAGAGCCCGCCGAUCCAAUGGAGCAGGUCGAGGAGGAGCAUGUGGAGGCCGCAGAGCCCGUCGAGCCGAUGGAGCAGGAGGCGGCGGUGGCGGAGGCUGAGGCCGAAGAGGGGGCGUCGCUGCGGCCGACGCUGCCGGUGGGGAGGGUCAAGCGGAUCAUGCGGGUGGACCGGGACAUCAAGAAGGUGACGAGCGAGGCGACGCUGCUCAUCGCCGCCGCCACCGAGCUCUUCCUGGGCAGCCUUGCGUCGGGGGCUUACACGGCGGCGGCGCGGCGGGGCCGUCGCGCGGUGCGCGCCGCACACGUCCGGGCCGCAGCCCGCGCGCACCGGCCCACGGCGGACUUCCUCCUCGACUGCCUCCCCGCCGAAGUGGAGGCUCCGCGCGCUCGCCCGGCCGCCGGAUCCGCUGGUUGCGGUGGCGGUGGCGCAAGAGAAGCAAAGCCGCUGCCGCGUGGGACCCGCCGCAUCGACGCCUUCUUCCAGAAGGUUACCUAGAGACGUCUCUCCGAGUCUCCCUGUAUGUGCUUUCAAAUUGGUGUUCUAAAUGUUUACU
Molecule: messenger RNA, 836 nt
Organism: Panicum hallii
Lineage: Eukaryota; Viridiplantae; Streptophyta; Magnoliopsida; Poales; Poaceae
Product: nuclear transcription factor Y subunit C-2
Exons: 1
Coding region: 104-778 (224 amino acids)
Biological process (GO): regulation of DNA-templated transcription
Cellular component (GO): nucleus
Molecular function (GO): protein heterodimerization activity
Source: RefSeq, a predicted model, not a curated record